Hirsutella rhossiliensis is the source of this 1500-nucleotide messenger RNA. Its product is annotated as cytochrome p450 domain-containing protein. Gene Ontology annotation, molecular function: iron ion binding; oxidoreductase activity, acting on paired donors, with incorporation or reduction of molecular oxygen; heme binding. The transcript is spliced from 7 exons. The record is from RefSeq and is a predicted model, not a curated record. Bases 1 to 1500 code for a protein of 499 amino acids. Lineage: Eukaryota; Fungi; Ascomycota; Sordariomycetes; Hypocreales; Ophiocordycipitaceae.
AUGCGUCCAACGGAGAUUCUCUCGUCCUCGCUCAAGUUCCUAUUAAGCAAAGAGUCUUUGCCUUUCUAUUUCACCUUGGGUUUGAUCUUCGCCAUCGCCCGCCUAUGCGACAACCGCCACAAACGCAGAUUUCCAGAAAUCAAUCCCAAAAAAGGCUUCAGCUUCACUGCUCAAAGUUGUAUACAAGACUUCGUAUCUCGAAGCAAGGAAACCCUGAUUGCUGCUCGAGCUCGCUACCGUGACCGGCCAUACAAGCUCCAUUGUGACUUGGGCGAGCUCAUUGUCGUUCCUCCCCGCCUCAUUCAUGAGCUUGGGAACAGUCCAAAACUGGAUUUCCGUCAUGUUGCUCGUGAUGACUCGCAUGCGUACAUCCCCGGCUUUGAUCCCUUUGACGCCGACGAUCGCCUCGCAUACAUUGUCAUGAAAUAUCUGACCAAGGCCUUGACUAAGCUUAUUGUGUCUAUAUCUGAGGAAACAACUCACGCCUUGCGGAGGGUUUUAACAGACUCGAUGGAGUGGCAUGAAAUGGAUCCCAAGAUAGACGUUAUCCGAGUCGUUUCACAAAUGUCCUGCCGCGUAUUCAUGGGAGAGGAUCUCUGCAAAAAUCAAGAAUGGGUCAAGGUCUCUGGCGACUACACACUUCAAGCCUUCCAACUAGGAGGCAAGCUUCUCUCCUGGCCCCGCCAGCUGCGCCCCCUUGUCCACUGGCUCAUGCCGGAAUGCUGGGAGCUGCGUGCCAGGCUGCAAAAGGCACGCCGUGUCUUGGCUCCGUAUCUUGAAGCGCGCAACGCACUGAAGAAGGAAGCCUUGAAAUCGGGGAUGGCUGCCCGCUUUGACGAUGCCAUCGAGUGGUUUGAAAAGGAGUACACGGGCGGCCACGAUCCCGCUACGUGUCAAAUCACGCUCGCCCUUGUCGCCAUUCACACGACCAGUGACUUGCUGGUACAGGUCAUGCUCGACCUCGCAGUGCAUCCUGAGCUUAUCGAGCCGCUCCGGCAAGAGGUUCUUGAGCUCAUGGAUAGCGUGGUUAAGGAAUCGCAACGUCUAAAACCGAUGGGACUAGUCUUACUUCGGCGCCUUGUACUUGAAGACAUUGAGCUAUCCGACGGCACCAAGUUCUACAAAGGAGAGAAACUCGUUGCUGACACUUUCCACAUGUGGAACUCGUCGAACUAUAAAGAAGGCGACAAAUACAACGGCUAUCGAUUCCUUGAAAUGCGGGAGGUAGCCGAUCAGGCCAAACACGCGCAUCUUGUGAGCACGAGCCCAAACCAUAUAGGUUUCGGGCACGGCCGACAUGCAUGCCCAGGUCGCUUCUUUGCAGCCAACGAGAUCAAGAUUGCACUAUGUCAUCUGCUUCUCAAGUAUGAUUGGAAGCUGCCUGAGGGAACGCGGCCGCAGCCGGUUGCGUGUGGGAUGGCGUUGCUGCCUGAUCCUACGGCCAAGCUUCUCAUUCGAAGACGGAAGGAAGAGUUGGAUCUAGAUUCUCUAGAAUGCUGA